Messenger RNA from Acanthochromis polyacanthus (spiny chromis), 5800 nucleotides. RefSeq names its product Mix paired-like homeobox (gene mixl1). The transcript is spliced from 4 exons. Lineage: Eukaryota; Metazoa; Chordata; Actinopteri; Pomacentridae. The record is from RefSeq and is a predicted model, not a curated record. Gene Ontology annotation, molecular function: DNA-binding transcription activator activity, RNA polymerase II-specific; RNA polymerase II cis-regulatory region sequence-specific DNA binding. Gene Ontology annotation, biological process: endoderm development; endoderm formation; regulation of transcription by RNA polymerase II. The coding region runs from base 4692 to 5669 and encodes 325 amino acids.
AGGAAAACAUUUUAGUUUAAUGCAUAAUUGCAGUUACCUGUAUGUAGGAUUUAGGUCUACAUUCAUUUUUAUCCUUACAUUAAUUGAAUAUGUGUCUAUUCAUUUUUAAAAAUUGAUCCACACAUACAUCAAAAAAGCCUAUAAAUGUUUAGAGUUUAUUAUCACAAACCAACAAUCAGCAAAACGAUAAAUAAAUCAGUAGAGACAUAUGCAAGAGCAUUGAUUUUGGUACAAGCCUGCAGUCUAAGCUCUUGGAAUUGGUGCAGUUCUGUGCAUUUCUUUGAAUAAAUAUAAAUUACAGCCUAAAUGUUUAUAUCAAAAACAACUUCAAGACUGAAUAUGUAUAACUUUGUUAUAAAACAAAGCAACCCAGACAUUUUACAGUAGAAAAUUUAACUGGUUAGGGUUUUCUGAUGGACAAACUAUGAAAAAGAUUGAGUAUCUGAGGCGUUUCUAACCUGACAUUUGCUGUUACAUUAACCAUAGUUUAUCUGCAAUAAGCUAAUGUUAAUCAUUGAUAUAAUUUUCCUUCCUGCUCUAAUAUGAAUGCACUUUAUUUCCAUAACAUCGAUAAUGCUGUGCUUAGAAGACAACAACAAUCGGCACACUCAUCUACUAACAGUGAUCUUAUUAAUGCACAUUUGCACUGAGCACACAGUUACAUGAGGAGAGUAUAAACACACUGCAGCUCCUCAGAGUAUCUCUCAAAUACACAAAGACCGAUAAGACAGCUGAGAUUUUAACGUAUCUCUGCAGACUUGUGAGGAUAAUUUACCAGUCUGUCUGCAGGAUAAAUUAAUAGUGGCUCUGUCAACUUGGAGACUGAAAAGGUGUGAAUGUGCUUUUGUAUUAGCGAGCUACAGAGGCACUCAAAAUGGGCAGCAGUCAGACUGAAGGGUUUCUACUGUUUGAAGUGUAAUCUGUUAACAGUUCAAAAGUUUAGGGCCACUUAGGAAUGUCCUCAUUUUUGAAAGAAAAUCAGUUUGUUUCAGUGAAGAUAACACUAAAUUAAUCAGAAAUACAGUCUAGACCAGGAGUGUUAAACUCAUCUUAGUUCAGGGGCCACAUUCAACCAAUCAGUCAAAUCACAGCAUAAUAACCUAUAAAUAACACAGCUCCAAAUGUUUGUUUUGUUUUACUGCAAAAAAGUACAUUCUGAAAAAGUUCACAUUUAAGGAAUUAUCUUUUUACAAAACACCAUGAACAACCUGAAAUUUCUUAACAAAAUAACAUAGGUCUGAGCAACAUUAUGCCUCAGUUCAUCAUUUACAGCUUACAGAUCACAGAGUGUCUACAAAGACACAAAACAUUUAGUCACAGCUAUCUGGAACUGAAUGAUACAGUAUUUUACUUUAUGAUCAAAAUGACAAAAGUCAGAGAAAAAGAGACAAAAAACAAAAAAAACAAGACAAAAUUUUACAAAAAGGAGACAAAUGACUCGAAACAAAACAAAAAAAGACACAAAAAAUUAAACAAAACUGUUACAAAACAAUAAAAAUGGACAAAUGACCAAAAUGAGACAAAAAAUUAAACAAAUGACACAAAAAAUGACGAAAGCGAGAAACAACAAAAAAUGACAAACAACACAAGUGAGAGAAAAAAAAACACAAAAUGACAAAAAUGAUACAGAAAACUAAAUAAGCAAAACAUAAAAUAACAAAACAUGAGAGAAACUAUUACAAAAAUGAUAAGCAAUAUGACGAGAAUGAGAAACAAAAUGAAAAACCAUGAGACAUACGAUAAGCCAGAUAAAAAAAGACAAAAAAACACAAAAACAAGACACAAUAUGACAAAAAUGAGAAACAAAAUUACAAAAAUGAGAAAUAAAAUGACAAAACCAUGAGACAAAUGACAAAAAAAUGACAAAAACAGGACAAAAUAUUACAGAAAUGAGACACGAAUGACAAAAAAAAAAAAAAACAGGAGUUUAGUAUUUUUCUUUAUGAUCAAAACAACUUGUCAUGGUCUAGAAAUUAUUUAAAAUUUAUUGUUUUACAAAUUUACAAUCUAGAGUUGAUGUCCUCUCUGUAAUUUUUACACUUUGAAGGCCAGAAAGGAACCUCUGGAGGACCAGUUUGGGCCCGUGGGCCUCAUGUUUGACACCCCUGUCCUGGACUACAGUCUUGGACCAAUCCAGUGUAGACAUUGUUAAAGUGGUAAAUGACUAAACAGCUGAUUUUUAAUGGAAUAUCUCCAUAGGGGUACAGAGGAACAUUUCCAGCAACCAUCACUCCUGUGUUCUAAUGCUACAUUGUGUUAGCUAAUGGUGUUGAAAGGCUCAUUGAUGAUUAGAAAACCCUUGUGCAGUUAUGUUAGCACAUGAAUAAAAGUGUGAGUUUUAAUGGAAAACAUGAGAUUGUCUGGGUGACCCCAAACGUUUGAACAGUAGUCUAGGUAUUAAUGAAGUUAUCUUUUCUUUUAAUCUAAUUAAAAUACCUAAUUUCUAUACGAUACAAAAGAGAAAGAUUCAAGAGCUUCAUUGUCAUAACACAGCAGAAACACAGUUAUCCUGAGUAAUGAGAUUCUUAUUUUGUGAGAUCCUUUAACACUACUGAAAUCUUCUUCUUUUCCUUUCGGCGUUUCCCUUCAGGCGUCGCCACAGCGAAUCAAUUGCCUCCAUCUAACCCUGUCUGCUGCAUCCUCUUCUCUCACACUUUCACACUACUGAAAUAACAAAUAAAAUUUAAAAAACAGAAUAAAAGGAAAAUAAAAAAAGACAAAAAUAGUUAAAUAUAAAUUCUAUGUGCAAAUGUUGGCAUCUUGUGCAUUAUUGUCAUGUGUAAAAAGGCAGCAGAUAUGUGCAAAUUAUUGCUAUUGAUAGAUAUUGCUGGUGAGUCGGUGGUUUGGUAGCAGAUGGUCUGUGGAUAGAAACAGUUUCUAGUCUGGUGGUCUUUCCUUUCACACUCAUGCAUCAUCUGCCAGACAGCAGAAGUGUAAACAGUGGCAAAACUGCAACAUUACUGCACUUGUAAUUCUAAGUUUAUACAUUUCUUCAUUGGUUGUGACCCAUCUCGAGUCCACUUCCUGGUCCAGCUCUCAGAAACUUCAGGAACUUCAACACCUUCAUUUGAGCAGAGCAGUCUGGUCUGUGCACGCAGGCAUUAUCUAAUUAGACAAAUCAGACGAAGCCACCUCUGAACUGUGAAUGUCUGAACCAACAAACACGUCCCUCCUGAACAAUGCUGCAGGUGUCGACGACGUUCAGACAUCACUAAGUGCUCAUGUGAAGCGACACAAGGACUGGCGAGAAAACUCCUCAAGUCAACAAGAACAUUACUAAACUCACUGGUGCUCUACGGUCGGUUUAUGCGAUGGAGUCAUUUUCCGGAGCAUGAAGUCACUAAAUGCUGGCGAUAUUUCCACACAGUCAACACCCAGUGAGAGCUGUGACCCAUAAAUCCUGUGAGCGUCACAGAGAGUCUGAAAAUCAUUAGAUUUGCUGUACAUAUUGCAGCGAUGAAGUCAAUUCACAACCAAAGACUGUUUAUUGUACAAAAUAUAAUACAUAAAAGCUAAUUCCUGCAAACCAUGGAGACAAAUGAGUCUGUCUGGGUUAAAGUUAGGCUAGCUGACCUCACAGAGUUGACCCCUGAAUGAGAUGAAGGUGAGCCAUUCAUCAGUAACAAGUGCCCACUUCUGAACUGAGCUUUGUGUAUUGAGAUUGACUUUGAUGUCACUUAGAGAGGACAGGAAGUGUAAAUGAUGCAAAUCAGAGCGUGGAGAACAAGCCGCAGAAGACUUUUUAGGUUUUUAUUUCUUUGAAGUUAAUGACUAUUUUUGAUAGCUGGUUCAUUUUAAAAUCAUUUUCCCUUUCUUACAGUAGUGCUUACUGGGCUGAUGAUUGGGAAAACUAGCAUUUUGAUGACACUAAUUCACUCAUUUCAGCAAUUUUAACCACUGACCAAAAUGAUUCUGACUCAUACAUUCACUUUCUGUGUGUUUCUUAACAGCUAAAUCCACACAGAGUGCAGUAAACAGAGCACGUCUUAAUCAAACACAUAUUUAGCAUGACUAUUCUGCCAUCAAAUCUUCUUGAGACACAUUUUCAAGGUACUUGGCUGGCAGGUUGAUCCAAACAUCUAGUAGGAUUUAUGUGACUGUUGAGAUGUGGAGGUCAUAAUAAAUCUGAAUAAAGUGUGUUGCAGGACUAUUUUUUUUUCUCAUGACUGAAUGUUUGAGGUUGCUUCAGGGUAAUUAUGAUCUUAUGGAAACCUGCUGUGCACAUUUGAUAAAGCCUGGAUUGAUUUCUUCUCAUUUUAGAAUGAAUGAAUUUAUGAUAAAAAUGCUCUAAAUCAGCAGAUAUUCCUGUCGUCCCUCAGCAGUACACUAAAGCCCUUUGAACCUCCGACCUGUUGGGGAAACUUCCGCUCAGGCAGCUUCCGACGUCUCUCUUUGAAGGCUACUUGUCCAUUAUUUCUUCAUCCGUGCCAACGCGGGUAAAUGUUUUCUCUGCCGAUGUGUAUUGCGUAUGCAGAUUCCAUUAAAAAUUCCUUUAAACAGACCUGCGGCCGCUCCAGGUGCGACGACUUCACACCUCCGGCGGCCUGCAGACGUCUGCAGUGGCUGCAGUGCCAGUCGGAGCUGAUGGUCGGCCCAUUCACACAUCCACACCGCGGCACCUUUGAUCGCCGGAGGGUUUAAAUCCAGCGAGCCUCAGAAUCCAGCCAGUCCGCGGAGACAAUAGAGGCAUCAUGUCUGCAGCUCAUGGGGAUCUGAACCACAACCAGAUGUAUCACGACGGGCAUCUGCAGAUGAACAGUUUGGUGAAUUCAGAUUAUGGAGCCUCAGGUGUGACAGACUUCUUUAACUCAGCAAACUCUGUUCCGAGUGCGGAUAAAUGCGUGGAAAUACUGACCCACAGGAGAAAGAGGACCAACUUUACGCUGCAGCAAAUCGAGUUUUUGGAGAAAGUUUAUUCAGGCACCAAAUAUCCUGACAUCUGCCUCCGGGAGAGACUGGAGGUUCUGACUGGACUACCAGAGUCCAGAAUCCAGGUGUGGUUUCAGAACAGAAGGGCAAAGUCUCGACGCGAGGUUAAGUCAUCAGCGUCCAAGGCGAACAACGCACCAACAGCUGGACCUUUUGGACAAAUCCAGAGCAGGAUGGGCCAUGACAAAGUUUUUGACAACAGCCAUGGUACUGAGGCACACAGGACAGGACGUUUUGGACUGGGGGACACUUUCAGGCCUUUGCUGCACCCAAACACAGAACACACCCACAGGACGGGUCAUCACAUCAGACCCAGCAGCUACAACUACCCUUCCUCCUCCUCCUGCAUCUACCAGGACGGAGUGAAGCCGGAGCAGAUGCAGCGACACAGGCCGAGCAUGAAUGCCCACCUCUAUCCCAGAGAGCAGAACCCAAAGGUGGAGGCCAACGCGACCAGGAGCCAGGAUGCAAAGGUCCUGGUGGAGUUCGAGAACUUCCCACCAAACAAAACCAUCGGACCCGAGAUGAAAGUGGUGAUUCCUCCCAUCCCAGUGCAGAACAACUUCAGCAGGUCGUCACAGAAGGACACCGGAUGCCAAAUGCAGUAUCCACAGGCGAGGGCUGCAGGGGAGAGCUUCAACCCCUUCUCCCCGAUCAACACCUCCAACAUUCAGCACUUCACCGACUCCGACUCCGACUGGGAUAAGGAGAUCAUGGCUGGGUUUGGUGACUUCAUUUGAAAGAUCCAAUUUAAAGAAUGUAUAAUAAGACAUUGUGUAUUUAUUGAAAACUUUAAUCCUUGUGUUGUCCUGUGGGUCAAAACUGACUCGUUUUGAAGUUUGAAAAUGUGGAAAUAAAAUAUAUUCUCACU